Molecule: messenger RNA, 2723 nt
Organism: Trematomus bernacchii (emerald rockcod)
Lineage: Eukaryota; Metazoa; Chordata; Actinopteri; Perciformes; Nototheniidae
Gene: lrit1b
Product: leucine-rich repeat, immunoglobulin-like and transmembrane domains 1b
Exons: 4
Coding region: 192-2144 (650 amino acids)
Cellular component (GO): endoplasmic reticulum membrane
Molecular function (GO): protein binding
Source: RefSeq, a predicted model, not a curated record
AAAAUAACCCAAGUCCCUUCACUAAUCCCUGCCUAUCCUUUUUAUCUCAGGAUUCAGACCAGUCGGAGCAGUAUGGAGCUGUGAGCCUGCAAUCCACCACGAUGCAUCCCAUGCCCCGUUAACCGCGAGCUGUAGCGCCUUUUUUAAUUGUAGUUUAGCUGCUUAGCCUUUUGUAGCUUGCAGGAGUAAAAAUGAGUCGACAUUUUACUGCUGCUUUUUGUCUGGCUUUAGUUGUUCUCCCUUUGUUGUGCAGUUCAUGUCCUGCACAAUGCAGCUGCUUCUACCACAAAUUAAGCGACGGAUCAAAAGCAAGGAGUGUACUUUGCAAUGACCCAGAGAUCACUGUGGUUCCUCCAAAUUUUCCCAGUGACACAUCGAAGCUGCGAAUUGAAAAGACAGCAAUCACACGGAUUUCAAGUGACAACUUCCACUACCUCAACAACCUGGAGUUUUUGUGGAUGUCUUUUAAUUCACUGAAUUCACUGAAUGUGGACAGUUUCCGGGGUCUGCACAACCUGGAUGAGCUCCGGCUAGAUGGCAAUUCUCUGACCUCUUUCCCCUGGGAGUCUCUGACUGACAUGCCAACCCUGAGGCUCCUGGACUUACACAACAACAAGAUCUCCGCCAUCCCAGCCGAUGCCACUAUUUACAUAAAGAAUCUCACCUAUCUGGAUUUAUCCAGCAACACUCUUAACACAGUUCCCUCUGAAGUUCUCACAUUGUGGCUGAGUGUGAAGCCAUCCCAGGAAGCAGAUUCCUCUAAACUAAUUCUCGGUCUCCAUGACAAUCCGUGGAUGUGUGACUGCCGACUGUACGAUCUGGUCCAGUUUCAGAAAUCUCCAUCAUCAUCUGUUGCUCUCAUCGACACCAGGCUGCGGUGCGCUGAUCCAGAGAGUUUGUCAGGGGUUCUUUUCACUGAGGCGGAGCUGCAGAGGUGUCAGGGCCCACGGGUGCACACGGCCGUGGCUCGUGUACGCUCGUCACUGGGCAACAACGUCCUGCUGCGCUGUGGCACAGUUGGAGUCCCCAUUCCCGAGCUGUCCUGGAGCCGCGCUGAUGGCAAGAAGAUGAACGGCACCAUUCAGGAAGAGAUUUCGAAGGAGGGCAUCAUAUGGUCGAUUCUGAGUGUCCCUGCAGUCGCCUACAGAGAUUCUGGGAAAUAUGUGUGCAAAGCAACCAACUUCGUGGGCACUGCAGACGCCAUUAUCUCUUUGGUGAUCACAGAUUCCAUUCAGUCGGAGGAAUCGAUUGCUGCUGUCUCCAAGAAAACAAGAGGGAAGAAACCUGGGGGCAUGGGAAGAGCGGCAUACCAGGAGAAACUUAUUGCCAGAUACGUUCCUCCAUCAACCACCGCAGCUGCUCGGCCCAUAAUCGAACCUCUAAAUGGCAAAGGAGUCACUGGGAAGUAUAAGAUUGAAAGCUACAGCAUCUCUGAUGGUGCUUCUGAGGGUAAAGGCAAGGCAGCAGACCCUCAGAAACCGGUGGAGGUGGACGCUCUGAGCAACCUAGCAGCCAAUGCCUCAUCCUUACAGAAAGUUCCGGAGAAAAGGGUAGUGCGAUCGGUGAAAGUGAUUGGCGACACGGACCAUACUGUCUCUUUGAACUGGCGAGCCCCUACAGCCACAAACAUCACAGAAUUCAGCGUCCUUUAUGCUGUAUUUGGCGAGAGAGACAUGCGUCGGCUGAACGUAGCCGCGGGGAAGAACCGAAUCACCAUUGCCGGUCUUGUGCCUAAAACAAAGUACAUUGCUUGUGUUUGCGUCAAAGGCCUGAUCCCGAAAAAGGAGCAGUGUGUAAUCUUCUCAACAGAUGAAGCAGCCAGUGCUAGCGGCACUCAGAAGCUCAUUAAUGUGGUGGUGAUAACAGUGGCAUGUGUGAUCGCCGUCCCCCUGACACUGAUCGUGUGCUGCGGGGCGUUAAAAAAGCGCUGCAAAAAGCUGCUGGGGCGAGAGUCCAAAGAAAUUCAGGACUCGUACGUAACGUUUGAGACCCUGGGCCCCGGGGCCAAAGGUAAAGGGGUGGAGGGCGAGUAUCUGACCAGGAUGAACCCUGAUGAAUCCAACAGGUUGCUCUCAGCGAGGUCCAGUGUUGACUCCGAGGCCACAGCCAGGAAUGAGGGGCCACCUAACGAGUACUUCUGCUAAAACCAAACGAAUGCCUCAACUUCCAGAUGAUGCACUUUGUUUUCUAACGGUUUACGAUGGGAAUAGAUUACUGCUGUGCUCAGAGACUUGAAAGGCUGAGGACAGCGGACACUGAUUGGAUGUAUGGAGUUGUUUUAAAGCCUUGUGGGAAUAAAAACCACCAUUCAUUUGGUGGACCACGAAAAAGGGAAAAUAAACACAGUGACACGGUUCAUUUACAUGUUGUGUACAGUAUGUUUGUAAUAAAUAACUUUUUUUUGUAUUCAUCAUGCACUUUUAAAGUUUGUUUUGCAGAGGGAAAUGUUGCCCUUAACUUUCUGAAAUCAAAUAAUUUCAAUUUUUCCAAAAUGUACCUUCUGCAUUGUGUUAAAAUCUGUUUUAAAAACUAAGUAUUUAGAGAGAUGAUGAAGCAGCAGUUAUGAGUGUAUUUUCUAUGUAAGUACGUUAAUGUGCCAGGUUUAAUGUUGGGUCAAAAAACCUAAAAUAUUGUACAUUUUAUAAUGUGUAAAUAUUUGUGACCAAAAAUAAAUGUCUAUAUACAUGAAUGUACUAUAUAAAAAUAAACAUUUUUCAUAUUGA